AUGAACGCCCUCAAUGCUGGAUACUCGCCGGGGUAUCUUCCCAUGAUGGACUCCAAUAACAUCUUCCUGGACGACUGGAAUACUCAGAUGGCCAUCGCGGAGGCCUCGAGGAGGUUACGAAAAGGCUAUGCCACCCCAAGCAACGGGUUGAAUAUGAGAGUGUCCAAGCCCGCCAGUGCGAGCACCAGUCCUGUUCGCAGGAGAGCGUACGGCAACGAUAUGGCCUUCCAACAACAGUGCCCACAGGCGAGGACGGACCGUACCACCAGGCCAUCACGCCCUCUCAGCUGGCACCCGAACGCUUGCUUUUACACGCCUCAGCUAUAUCAAGAAACAUCAAGUUGCUAUCCCAUCUCAACACCAAGUCUUUAUACCACUGGACCCGCCUACUACCCCCCACAACAGCAACAGCAGCAGCGAUUCUCACCAAACAUGGCCGCCUUUUCCACAAACGCGUCACCGUCGUCGGCAUGUUCACCUCUGCCAUUGGGCUACCCCCAAGCCAGUGUUCCUCAAUACGUCAGCCCCGAAGCGUGGCAACAACACACCACACCAUACUACCCAGACUCAUCUCACCAGAUGAAUACAGAUGGGCCACCCGCCCUGACAUAUGCUCGGGGGUCGGGAACUCCUGAAGACUGGAGCAACGACAUGGCCGUUCACAACAUGAGCCAGACAACCAACCCGCCCACGCCUGAAGCCUUUGUCAAUACCAGGGCACCGCAACCGGCUGUCAACGAAGAGUCUUCCAUGAUUGAUGGCAAUGAUGAGGAUGAGGGCGAAAUCUUGGUUGGGAUGGGUCUCUACGACACAGCAACCAAGUAUGACCAAGACCCGCAGUUGGAUAACUAUCGCUCCACCGUCUCUUCACUACUGGGAUCUGUCUACCGGCCGUCGGAGGCGACAGGAAAGGGUCUUACUCUGGAGGAAGCCUGGGAGCCCCCCCAAUCUGAUGAAGAAGAGAAUGGAGAUGAUGAGUGA
Emericellopsis cladophorae is the source of this 981-nucleotide messenger RNA. RefSeq lists its product as uncharacterized. The transcript has a single exon. The record is from RefSeq and is a predicted model, not a curated record. Lineage: Eukaryota; Fungi; Ascomycota; Sordariomycetes; Hypocreales; Bionectriaceae. Bases 1 to 981 code for a protein of 326 amino acids.